GGGAGAGUUUUGUUUCGCAGUCGAUGGAGGUCAAAGUUGGCCCAAUUAUCAAGGUUUCAAUCAACGACAAUCAGACUGAGAGGAACAGCAUUGUCCUUCUCAAAGAGACAGAAAAUACAGUCAAGCAGCUAAAGUCUACAGACAAACCAAAACAGGAAAAACUCACAGCCAAGGAACUGCAACCUACAGCCAAACCAAAAGAGAUGACAAAACCAACAGCCAAACACAAUGUGACGGUACAGACAAACUCCACACCCAAAACACAACAGACAAACCAUACACCCAAAACACUACAGACAAACCAUACACCCAAAACACUACAGACAAAACGUACAGCCAAACCAGCAGUGCCAAAACACACAAUGAAGCUGACACUGACCACCAAGAGUAUCAAGACAAAGACAGGGAAACAUCAAAAGAAAGACAAAAUAAAUGAGAGGAAAGGUAAACCUCUAAAAAAGGACAACAAAACCAAAGAGACAAAACAGGAGAAGAAGGAGGGCACAAAUCCUGCAUAUUUCCCCUACUUCAAAGACAACUACUGUCCCCCGGAGUGUGCCUGCUAUGGACGAGUGGUCCAGUGUUCCGACAAGGGGCUGGAGAAGGUUCCGUACGGCAUCCCUUAUAACUCCCGCUACGUCCUCCUGAUGAACAACCACAUCGACAACAUUCAACUGGACCUGCUCAAUGAGUACCUGUCCAUGGAGUUCCUGGUGCUCAGCAACAACCGGCUGACAGACGGCUCCAUCGAGGGGGCCUUCGAGGGCAUCCCGGCCCUGAGGCGGCUCUACCUGGACCGGAACCUACUGGAGAGCGUGCCCACAGACCUGCCCGCCUCCCUGGAAGAGCUGCGUCUGGAUAACAACCGGCUUAAUGUGAUGUCGGAGGGAGCCUGGGCCAACUGCCCCGGCCUGCUGGUCCUCAGCCUGAGCAACAACAGCCUGGGGAAUGGGAAUGAUACUCUCCCCGCCAGUGUGCUCUCACCUCUGGGCAGCCUGCGCACCCUCAGCCUGGACCGCAACCGGCUGGCCUCGGUGCCUCUUGACUUACCUCUAUCUAUCAGGGAGUUGUACCUCCGUGGCAACCUUAUCCAGCAGUUUCCAGGGGAGGCCUUCGUGGGCACCUCGGAGCUGGUGAUUCUGGAUUUGAGCGCUAACCGGCUAACCAACCAUGGCCUUCUCAGGGAGUCCCUCGUCAACGCCACCCACCUGGAGAGCCUCAACUUAGAGGGCAACCAGCUCAAGAAGGUACCCCGCCACCUCCCCUCUUCCCUCAAAACCCUCAACCUGGAGGGCAACCUCAUCUCCUCCGUGGGCAAAGCCUCCUUCCUCCACCUCCCCCACCUGGAGCACCUGGGCCUGGCCAGGAACAAGAUAGCCAGGGUGGCCUCGGGGGCCUUCAGGGCGCUGCCCGUCCUACACCAGCUGGACCUGUGUCACAAUGCCCUGAGCCAGGUGCCCAGGAAGCUGCCCCGGGGGCUACACUCAGUGGCACUCACACACAACAAGAUCCACUCAGUGCCCCGCGACGCCUUCUGCUGGGGGGGUUCAGACCCCGGCCUCAGCAGCCUGGUGCUGGUGCAGCUGGAGCACAACCUCAUAGACCUGGGCCACCUGGACGCAAAAGCCUUCCACUGCCUCAGAGGCUUCCAGAUGGUACACUUCUACUGAGCUGCAGUCUAUAGAAUCCUGCAGGACAGUCAUACUGAAAGUAUAGAUUAUAGACAAUCCCACAACUGAAACCAAUUGCAGGGUUUUUUCUGCUCAACCUGAAAGUCCGUUGGGCUCUAAAAUGGCGGUAAAAUGUUCUGCAAUACACAGAGAAACAAACAUCAUGUCGGGAGCUGAUUUUGAUUCAACAUUACAAGAUAACAAUGCAAGAUGGCCAGUUGAGUGAACUUGGAUCUCCAUGUGGAUAGCUAUACUGUACUGUAUGUCGUUGCUUGGGUAAAGCUGUGAUUGAUGGAAGCCGUGGUGUUCAGAGAAAAUAUUCCCAUGAAGUCUGUGUUGAAAGACUAUGGCCUACUUAAAGGUCAAUGAUGCCAUGUACAGUUGAAGUUUACAUACACCUUAGACAAAUUCAUUUAAACUCAGUUUUUCACAAUUCAUGACAU
Messenger RNA from Oncorhynchus tshawytscha (Chinook salmon), 2113 nucleotides. Its product is annotated as decorin-like. Gene Ontology annotation, molecular function: protein binding. The transcript has 2 exons. The coding region runs from base 24 to 1670 and encodes 548 amino acids. NCBI's taxonomy places the organism in Eukaryota, Metazoa, Chordata, Actinopteri, Salmoniformes, Salmonidae. The record is from RefSeq and is a predicted model, not a curated record.